This is a messenger RNA of Penicillium egyptiacum, 1884 nucleotides long. The record is from the annotation of a GenBank genome assembly. Lineage: Eukaryota; Fungi; Ascomycota; Eurotiomycetes; Eurotiales; Aspergillaceae.
AUGCGACGCCAAUACAACGCGCUGCAGUGCUAUAUUACUGCAACGAUUAGUGCAAUCUUCCUUCUUUUCGCACUAACCUGCGACUCGGUUGCUUAUGCCUAUGCCGAUGCCCCCAAUGGCCCGGACACAUGGAGCACAUUAAACCUCCGAGGGGCGGUUACCAGCGACGGGGCAGGACUCCCACUUGCGCUAGACUCGUUCAAUGGGCUGGAACUUCGCGACAGUGUCGACGAAGAUGGCGAGUCAAAUGGGCUGGAACUCGUGCGCAGAUACCCUAAUGCCGCGAAAGCGUUGGGCAACAAUAAGUUCGAGGCACCGGACGCGCUCGAGAUCGGCGCUGUCCACUGGUUCUACCUGCCCGAGACCGUGGUGAACGGCAAGCACGACACUAAAGGGGCGGGUCUUCCUGCCUACAUGAAUGCUACGGAUGGCGAUGAAGAUGACUCGAUCCAUGAGCUACGGAAACGAGACGAGGACUUCUCGAAGCGAGCGAUGACAACUGUCUACUUGUCCCUCACGACCUGCAGAAAACCAGAUACCAACAAAACCAACCUACAAGCUGGAUUCCCGCAGUUGCAAGUGUAUGUGUCGAAUUCGGAGAAACUGCAACAGCCAGGACCGGGCAAAGACGACUCGCAGCAGGAUAUACACACUGCUGUUGGCGGGUAUGUGGGAAUCACCAUAGACACGGACAGCGACCUCUUCAUCGGCGUCGCAGCGCCUAAUUCAACCGACUACACGGGCAGUUACACGUACCAGAUCGCAGCAUCUAUUGAUGACUUUUUCCACAAUAUCGUGGACAAUGACCCAAAUCUAUUCUUCAUCGAUGCAGACGUGUCAGCCGCGCUGCUAGUGACGAACAACCUGACACAGUCUGCGGAAAACUCCACGAAUUACCAACAAUGGAUGGACAUCGUCCCUCCGUAUACUAUGUUUGCCCACAACAUCAACGAUACAGCACUGGAGGGCUUGGAGAAAUCGUUCUGCGCCCUCGAUGCGCUUUCCCAGGUGGGACGAAUCAGUAAUUCAACAGAGGUUGGUAUGACCAAUCGCGGACUUGGGAACAAGCCUAAAGAACAGUUCUAUAUUACUGGACUGAACCAGAGUUCAUCGUACAGCGGUCUUCUGGCAAUGGUGGGCAAUUCGACCGCGGCCGGGAAUGGCAUCGUCGGCGGCGGCGGCAAGGUAUGGCAACCGAUGAAUUUCACGACCAAAGCAGACGACAACUGCGCCGUGUUAUUCAACCUAACCUUCUGCUCAGAAGUGGCAUACGCAGUCCCAUCAAACCCAAAGUUAAGCGUCGACAAGCUCCGCACAAUCUACGACGACCACGCCGCGGCCUUCUACCAGAACUUCACCUAUUCUCUCCAACAAAUUCAAUGCAAAACAAGCGAAGAAUCGAUGUUCUCCCUCGCCGUCGACUGCGACGACUGUGCCAGGUCCUACAAACAAUGGCUCUGCGGCGUCACGAUCCCCCGCUGCGCGGAUUACAGUAGCAAUGCCGAAUACCUGGCCGUCCGUAAUGCAGGCCAGCCCUUUAUCAAUGGCACUUCCUUACCGGAUGACAGUCCGCACCGCCAAUCCGUGGCGUCGAAUACAUCCCGCAAUGCUAUCAUCGAUGAGAAGAUCAAGCCGGGUCCCUAUAAGGAGAUCCUGCCCUGUCAGGAUAUCUGUCAUACCCUGGUUAAGGAUUGUCCGUCUGCACUUGGCUUCGGGUGUCCUGAGGGCGCGUGGAUGAAUUCCUCUUAUGGCUAUCGGAAUUCAGAUGGUAUUAUCACUUGCUCUUAUCUUGGGGCUGUGUACUAUUUGAGUCCAGGGGUGAGACUGGAUGCUCGGGAUUGGGUUUUUAGUUUGGUGGUUAUGGGAGUUAUGUAUUUGCUGUAG